Molecule: messenger RNA, 3431 nt
Organism: Colletotrichum destructivum
Lineage: Eukaryota; Fungi; Ascomycota; Sordariomycetes; Glomerellales; Glomerellaceae
Product: Putative nucleoside phosphorylase domain, NACHT nucleoside triphosphatase
Exons: 4
Coding region: 331-3342 (1003 amino acids)
Biological process (GO): nucleoside metabolic process
Molecular function (GO): catalytic activity; protein binding
Source: RefSeq, a predicted model, not a curated record
GAAAUGCUGCGAAACGUCCCAGCAAAAAGACUCAUUCUCCUAGGUCGCGAAGGUCAACUAGCCCUCUUCAACGAUGCUUCGGACAAUCUCGACAAGCUGCGUGCAGAAGGGCAACGCACGAUGCAGUCAGGACAACCGCGACAUGAUAAGCAGCGUGGGUGGUGCAGAUUACCAUGUCCUAAUGCCCCCGCAACUGUCACAACCAUCGAUAACCAUCGACAACCAUCGACAACCAUCGUCAACCGUUGAUCUUUUUUUGGUCUGCGCCUGAUACUUACCGGCAGCACUUGCACCAUAAUCCAGGCCACUACCGAUCGUUGACGAUUCGCCAUGAAUAGCCACACUCGACGUCGCCGCCGCGAAGACUUCCAAAUCGCCCUCAUAUGCGCCCUACCCCUCGAAUACGAUGCCGUUGUCUUCGCUUGCGAUGAGAUAUGGGAGGAAGAUAGAGCGCAGCUAGGAAGUGCACCAGGAGAUUACAACACGUACAGCACCGGUCGGAUGGGAAGCCACGACGUCGUUCUGCUUCUCCUCCCUAACAUGGGGAAAAGCAGCGCAGCGAGCGCGGCGGCUAGUCUCCGAUCGAGCUUUACUGGGAUCAAGCUGGCCAUCUUGACUGGCAUUUGCGGUGGAGUGCCUGGAAUCGGUACGAGCAACGAGGUUUUCCUUGGGGAUGUGGUCAUCAGCAAGAGCAUCAUGCAAUACGACCUGGGCCGAAAGUAUCCAAAUCGAUUCGCUCCGAAAGACACCGUUGAGGACAGCUUAGGAAGGCCUAACAAGGAAAUCCGAUCGCUUGUUGCGACAUUUAUGACGCUUCAUGGCCGCAGUGUUCUGCAGCGCCGAGCUAGCCACGUCCUGGGGCAGAUUCAACAGAGGGCAACCGACGAGGGACAUCAGAACCUGUACAGACGCCCUCCCGCAGCCGAAGACCGCCUUUUCAAACCAGGCUGUCUUCACAGGCACUACGAUUCUCCCGACUGUGGCUGUAGUGAAUCAGAUGCAUGUGAAAUUGCCCUGACCACUUCUUGCGAGGUGCUUCAAUGCGACUACUCGUGUCUCGUUCCUAGGAGCCACCUUGAGACAGUGACUUCGCGAGAGCAGACACAAGAUGGCACCGUGACGCGGGAGAUUCGAGUGGUAGUUGGACGUGUGGGAUCGGGCGACACCGUGGUGAAGGCUGGCUUGGAUCGCGACAGGAUUGCUAAACAGCAUGAUCUUAUUGCCUUCGAGAUGGAAGGAGCCGGCGUUUGGGAGGAGAUUCCGUGCAUCAUCGUCAAGGCAGUCUGUGACUAUGCAGACAGUCACAAAAACAAGAAGUGGCAGCACUUUGCUGCAGCAACAGCAGCUUCAACAACAAAGGCACUUCUCGAGCAUUAUGCACACAUGGACAGUCCUCCGGCCCCUCACACAUGGUUUCUCGUUCCGUAUAACGAAAACCCAGACUUCGUUGGACGAUCCGAUGUUCUCAAUCAAAUCAAACGGCUUUUUGGGGACGAACAACAACUAGGACAGUCUCAAAAACUGCGGUCAAGAGUUGCGAUUUAUGGGCUUGGAGGUAUCGGGAAAACGCAGAUUGCGCUCGCUUAUGCGCUCUGGCUGCAACACGAGCGCCCAGAUGUCUCCGUGUUUUGGGUUCAUGCGAGCAAUGCAGAGCGAUUUCGUCAAGCGUACUCCUCUAUCGCUCAAGAGUGUCACAUCCCUGGAUACGACGAUCCCAAAGCUGAUAUACUUAUGCUUGUUAAAACCUGGCUUGAGAAGACUGUGCGAGGCCGGUUGCUUAUGGUAAUCGACAACGCCGACAACACGCAACUGUUCUUCCCGCCGUCAUCUCAGGGAGAUAGCAUCGACACACAUUCGACAGCCGAGACACGAGGUGGCUUAGCACGCUACAUCCCCGAAUGCGUUCACGGAUCCAUUCUCAUCACAACAAGGAACAAGCAAACUGCAUCGAGGCUUGUACGAGGGAACUCACUCCUCGAAAUCGGAGGGAUGAAUGAGAGUGAGGCAAGUGAGCUACUUCGCUCAAUACUCAAUGACGAGGUUUCCACCGAGGAGGCAUCGAAUCUCUCCAUCCGGCUUGAGCAUCUCCCUCUGGCGCUUACGCAGGCCGCUGCAUUUAUGCAAGAGAACAGCAUUUCCAUCUCCAAAUACAUUCGGCUCCUUGAUGAAAGCGAUGAGAGCCUAGUGGACCAACUCAGCGAGCCAUUCGAGGCAAUUGGUAGAGACUCAGAGACACCGCACGCACUCACAGCUACAUGGAUUGUCUCUUUCAACCAGAUCCAGCAACAGGAAGCUCUUGCCAGUGACGUGCUAUCUUUUUGUAGUCUGUUAGACCGCCAAGGCAUUCCCGAGCAGCUUAUAGUUAGCUUCUGCGACCAGAGAAACGAGAAGGGACGACAGAUCAGCACAGGCAAAAUCAUCAAGGCCCUUGGGACACUUAAGGCCUUCUCGUUCGUAUCGGAGGCAAAGAACAAUUCAAUUGAUAUGCAUCGGCUGGUGCAGCUGGUCACACGAAAAUGGCUAGAAAUUCAAGGGGGAUUGGCUGGUUAUGCGGAACAAGCGCUACGGAUAGUGUCAGACCUAUAUCCGUACGGUCGACACGAAAGUCGACAGGUUUGCCAGGAUUACCUUCCCCAUGCUAAUGCUGUGCUUCAAAACCAGGGGACUGGUUCUGGCGAUGAGCGACUUGCGAGAGCGUCCCUGCUACUAGAUAUGACAGGCUAUUUUAUAUAUCGCGGUCAGUGGACACAGGCAGAGCAGGGUGCAGAUCAAUCCUUGAGGCUGCGGAAGGAAAUCCUCGGGGAUGAACAUCCCUCGACGCUCACCAGCAUGGCCAACCUGGCAGCGACGUAUCGGAACCAAGGGCGGUGGAAGGAGGCGGAAGAGCUCGAAGUGCGUGUGAUGGAGACGAGAAAGAGGGUGCUUGGCGAUGAACAUCCCGACACGCUCGGCAGCAUGGCCAACCUGGCAUCGACGUAUUGGAACCAAGGGCGGUGGAAGGAGGCGGAAGAGCUAGAAGUGCGGGUGAUGGAGACGAGAAAGAGGGUGCUUGGCGAUGAACAUCCCGACACGCUCGGCAGCAUGGCUAACCUGGCUCAUACAUGGAAUAGACAGGAGCGGCAGGUCGACGCAAUCCAGUUGAUGCGCGACUGCCUCCGGCUCCUACAACGCUGCCUCGGAGUUGAUCACCCUUACACUAGAUCGUCCCUUUCAGAUCUUGAGGAGUGGGAAAGCAAUCUAACACAAGAUAAAGGGCAGGCUGUAGCUGUGAAGAAGCGAUUCAGCUUCAAGGUUCCAAUACGGAACAAGCGAGUCAUAUUUAAGCGCGAUUUUUAUAGAUAGUAAGAGAUCAGCUAGACAUUGACAAAUCCAGGCGAUUAUAGUGUCACUCUGAAUGACCUACUAUGCCGACUGAUCCAGACGAUCAUCAU